AAAAAGGACACAGUCAAACAUGGCAGACGUACCAGAGAAUGCGCCGGAACACUGUCCUGGCACCACAAGUGAGCAAGCAGGAAAGUCUUCGUCAUGUGAAGGCUGUCCCAACCAGAAACUGUGUGCCUCUGGAGCCACAAAAGCCCCUGACCCUGCUAUUGCAGAAAUAGGAGAAAAGCUGUCAUCUGUCAAACACAAGAUCCUGGUGUUGUCAGGGAAAGGAGGAGUUGGAAAGAGUACCUUUAGCGCUCAUCUUGCCCAUGCACUGGCAAGUGAUGGCACAAAGGAGGUAGCCUUGCUGGAUGUAGACAUCUGUGGUCCAUCUAUUCCCAGGAUAAUGGGCUUAGAGGGAGAGCAGGUUCACCAGAGCGGCUCUGGCUGGUCUCCUGUGUACGUGGAAGACAACCUGGCAGUCAUGUCCAUUGGCUUCCUGCUUAGCAGCCCUGAUGAUGCUGUGAUCUGGAGAGGACCUAAGAAGAAUGGGAUGAUAAAGCAGUUUUUAAGAGAUGUAGACUGGGGCGAGCUGGACUACCUUAUAGUGGACACUCCACCCGGAACCUCAGACGAGCACCUGUCGGUUGUGCAGUACCUGAGCUCCACCCAUGUCGAUGGAGCAGUCAUCAUCACCACUCCACAGGAGGUGUCGCUGCAGGACGUGCGGAAGGAGAUCAGGUUCUGUCAGAAGGUGAAGCUGCCCAUCAUCGGAGUUGUGGAGAACAUGAGCGGCUUCGUCUGCCCCAAAUGCAAGAACACAUCGCAGAUCUUCCCUCCAACCAGCGGGGGUGCGGAGAAAAUGUGCGCGGACCUGAAUCUGCCUCUGUUGGGCAAGGUGCCUUUAGACCCGAGGAUAGCCCGGAGCUGCGAUGAGGGCAAGUCUUUCCUCAGCGAAGUGCCCGACUCUCCUGCUGCUGAAGCAUACCAGAGAAUCGUGCAGAGCAUCCAGGAGUACUGUUCCAACAGAGCGACAGAGGAGCAGAGCACAACCUGACCGCAUCAGACGGCAGCCCCAUUUGACCCUGAGAAUGUGGUAGAAACUGAACAACAAGCACACGUAGGGCCACAGAUUUGUUAUUCCUGUCAGAUAUUAGUGUAGUGAGUGGAUACGACCUCGCAACAGGUCCUCUGCCACACAACAACCCAGACCAAAAGCCGGUGAAUGCACAAUAAUGAUCAGUGGUCAUUCAUUUCUUAUAAAUAUGAAUGGAAUUGUAAAGAAAUUUUUGUUCUUUUCCGAAAAAUCUUUUCCAAAACAGCAUGGCAAUGUUUGACCAGGACAAGACCGGUAUGUUUAGAAAUGCCACAAGUUGGAUUUUUUUUCCAGCGAAUUAAAACAUUUUCUAAAGCAGCAGGUUUUUUAUGUAAAGGGCACAAUGGCGGGCGGUUCAAGUUAUAUGGUUGGAUAAUGCCCUGCAGAGACCAAGUUCUUGUUUUUGGGUUUUCCGCUAGUUUUUUUAAUCUGAAUGCCAUUAAGCAAUGGGGAAUAUAAAGCAUAUCUAUAUGAAUACAUGGAAAGUACAUGCUGUGGACACUGUUCCUUUAGUUGUUUUUUUGUUUGCUACUAUGAUUUUUUUUUUUUAUGAUAAAAGCAGAAGCUCACAGGAUUUAAGAUUUUCUUUAUGCAAGUUAAAUAGUGGCAGUCGCUCACUGUUUGGAUCUCAACCUGAUGGACUGCUCUGGCUCCACUAAGCGAGACGGCUUUUGGUAGAAUGUGGUCGGGAAUCUGUGAGGCUGAGCCAAGAGUUGUAUGUAACAUUUACAUUUAGUUCUGACUGGAUUUACAGUAGAUAACGGCAGCAUAUACAUCAUGUGUAAAGGUAGAGAUUCCAAUUACCUACCAAUCGAAAAAAAAGAGUUUUUAUGUUCUUGCUUAAGUUGUACUAAAAUAAAAAGGGGCCAAUAGAAUGACCUAAGAAAUCUGGA
Molecule: messenger RNA, 1920 nt
Organism: Menidia menidia (Atlantic silverside)
Lineage: Eukaryota; Metazoa; Chordata; Actinopteri; Atheriniformes; Atherinopsidae
Source: the annotation of a GenBank genome assembly